Cuscuta epithymum is the source of this 1122-nucleotide messenger RNA. NCBI's taxonomy places the organism in Eukaryota, Viridiplantae, Streptophyta, Magnoliopsida, Solanales, Convolvulaceae. The record is from the annotation of a GenBank genome assembly.
UAGGGAGUAUUUUAUCUGAGUUCCUGCUUCAAAAUCAAUCACAAGGAUAUAGCCUACUAGAGCCUAAUCAGUUUUCUAACGUAUACCCAAACUUUACUCUCAACUUCUUCAAGAUGUCUGAUUUCAGAGCUGCCACACCAGCCCACUAUCCUGACCCUGCAACUUCCAAGAAGAAAAGCAAGACUGCUCCCCGCUUAGCUAUUAAUGUCGUCGUCCCUCGACCCUUCCCAGUCAACCAUCUUCGCAGAAUCUCCUCCCACCUUCCCUUCCGUGAAGUUGCCCACCCUUCCGCCAACUUCUUCAUUCCAUGCUUCGGAAUGAUGUUCAACUUUCUGGCUGCCAUGAAUGACAAGGUCUGCUCUCUUCCAGACUUCUCCUGUAAUGGUUGUGUCAAUGAUUGGAUACCCCAAGCGUCCAAUAUCGUCUUCGCUUUCCUUGCUAUUGUCCAGUGCCUUCGAGCACAGGCAUUGACAAUGAUGAUAUCCCCUGAGCAGAUCUGUUUCUUGAACAGGUUUCUGGAUCAGUUCCCCCUUGGGAUGAUUGAGAUUCCGGGUCCUCUGGUUCCUUUCUUUCGCUCGCUCUCCAUCAGCUCCCCGGGCUUCGGGAAUUUUCGAGAUGUUGCCCCCGCUCUCCCCGUGAUCACGCUGGACGAAGAGCGGCUUUACAACAUGGAAUUCCAGCCACCCUGCAAGGAAGAAAUGUUCCAAGGUCUUACUUCUAUGGUGCCCAAUAUUGCUCUGAUGUAUGACCAAUUUGUCCACCUCCUGAAGUACCUUGACUCUGAUACUGCCCUGGUCCCCAGGAAAUAUGCUACUUAUGAGCCCCUCAGCAAAAUCUUUGGUGUCUCCCUUCCUCCUGAUGGUGAUGCAAAGCUCCCCUACUUCUCUAGACUCCUCAAGUCUGUUGGCUUUGCCCACCGUCCCAACGCUUCGGACGGAUUAAUGAGUCGCUUUUUCGAGUACAUUAGGAAUGCUUCUAUUGCCUUCCCUGCUCCACUGACCUAUGAUCCCGAGCAUGCUUCCCAUUUUUUUGCUUCAAAUUCAGUUCUCUUUUUUCUGGCUUCUCCUUUUUUUAUUUUCCCGUGCGAAAGUUUGCAAAGAAUGGUUAAUAUGUUAUAUUCUC